This is a messenger RNA of Penicillium roqueforti, 396 nucleotides long. Its product is annotated as hemerythrin domain-containing protein. The transcript is spliced from 2 exons. The coding region runs from base 1 to 396 and encodes 131 amino acids. NCBI's taxonomy places the organism in Eukaryota, Fungi, Ascomycota, Eurotiomycetes, Eurotiales, Aspergillaceae. The record is from RefSeq and is a predicted model, not a curated record.
AUGGAUCUAUUUCAUAAUAACUUCCGCACUAUUUGGAAUGAUACAUACAAUGCUUGUGUCAAGAACAAACGCCCCAAUGGCCAAUCGAUUCCUGCGUUCCUCAACCUCGCUUUAUCCUUCUGUCGUCAACUCACGCUGCAUCACACUAUCGAGGAGCGGCACUUUUUCCCUGAGCUAGCCUCGAGAAUGCCUGAGUUUCGCGAGGAAUUGAGCUUGGUCGGGCAGCACCGCAUGAUUCACCUGGGAUUGGAGAAAUUCGAGGACUAUGUGAAUACAUGUCGCACGGGCGAGACAGAGCUACGACUGGGUCAUAUGAAGAUGUUGAUGGGUAGUUUUGCGCAUAUUUUAUGGACGCAUUUGGAUGAUGAAGUUAAGGCCUUGGGGCGGAUAAUAUGA